AUGUCGCGGGACGCCCGGUCUAGCACCAGCAGCGGCAGCAGGUCUUCGUCCACCUUCCAUUUCGUGGCAGGCCUAGGUUCCGGUACUUUCGGCGCUGUGCUUCUGCAGCCGUUUGAUCUGCUCAAGACCCGAGUCCAGCAAUCCGGUUCGCGCUCGAUCCGAUCUGCCGUCAGAGACAUCCUCAAAUCCCCCAAUGCCCUGGCUGCCUUCUGGAGGGGCACCGUUCCCUCGGCCUUGCGGACUGGCUUCGGCUCGGCCAUCUACUUUACCACCCUGAACACCUUCCGACAGCAGGCAGCCGCCCUGACGCUGACGGCCCAACCUAAUGUCCAUCAUCGCUCUUCCUCUGCCCUCCCGAAACUCUCCAACACUGCCAAUCUCCUGUCGGGCGCCGUGGCCCGAGCUUUCGCCGGCUUCGUACUCAUGCCCUUGACCGUCAUUAAAGUGCGUUACGAAUCGAAUCUCUACUCGUACCGAUCGAUCGCAGGCGCUGCGAGGGACAUCUACAAGACGGGCCGCCUACCGGGCUUCUUUGUUGGCUUUGGCGCAACUGCGAUACGAGAUGCUCCCUACGCUGGCCUGUACGUUGUGUCGUAUGAACAGUUCAAGAGACGCCUUGGCUCUCUAUAUGGGCAAGAUGCAUUGGCCUCGUCCAGUGGUGGCAACAGCAUGAAAGGGUCCCUGUCAGCUACCAUCAACUUCGGCUCCGGUGCGCUCGCCGGUGCGACGUGUUCCUUCAUCUCAAAUCCAUUCGAUGCCGUCAAGACGCGGAUUCAGCUACAACCGCGCGACUAUCGGAACAUGUUCCAGGCCUGCCGGAAGAUGGUCGCAGAAGAGGGUGUGCGGUCUCUAUACGACGGUCUGGCAUUGCGCGUGACGCGCAAGGCAAUAAGCUCAGCCCUGGCUUGGACCUUGUACGAGGAAUUGGUUCGCAGAGCAGAGACUACCUGGGGCCGAAAGACGAGUGGACAUGUAUGA
Messenger RNA from Anthostomella pinea, 978 nucleotides. Lineage: Eukaryota; Fungi; Ascomycota; Sordariomycetes; Xylariales; Xylariaceae. The record is from the annotation of a GenBank genome assembly.